Molecule: messenger RNA, 2419 nt
Organism: Diceros bicornis minor
Lineage: Eukaryota; Metazoa; Chordata; Mammalia; Perissodactyla; Rhinocerotidae
Gene: ZNF835
Product: zinc finger protein 835
Exons: 4
Coding region: 435-2057 (540 amino acids)
Biological process (GO): regulation of transcription by RNA polymerase II
Cellular component (GO): nucleus
Molecular function (GO): RNA polymerase II transcription regulatory region sequence-specific DNA binding; DNA-binding transcription factor activity, RNA polymerase II-specific
Source: RefSeq, a predicted model, not a curated record
UGUCCGCUGUGGCCGCAGCCUUGGGCUGUGCGGCCGGCACGUUCGCGCCACCGCGGGAUGAGGGGUUACCGGGGAUCCGCGCGGGCCACGUUGGGCCGGAGACAGAGGAGAAUGUGAACCGAGCCCACAAGGCUGGCAGGAGCCGCUCCAGGCCUUCGAAGCUGGUCCCGGGAGGCGAGGCCGCCGGUAUGUGGUGUGCGCAUGCGCAACGCCAACUGGAUGCACUGAGGCACAGUGGCCAGAGCGGGGACCACAGUCUGAGUGACAUGGACAGGACCUGAUGCUCCCGAGGCCACGAGGUCUCUGCUCAGAAGUCGUCUUCUCGGUGAGGCCUGUGCUGGGGGAAGAGCGUUGCAGGCAGAUGGAACAGCCAGUGCAAAGGCCCUGAGAUCCAGCAGAGAUGUGAAAUCGAGGCAGCAGCUCGGGAAGCUGGGAUGGAAGGACUCUUGACCGUGGCCGCCCCCCAGGGCUCCGCGUUGGGAGAAACCUGGAAACACGAGGGCCAGUUCAGAGGCCCACAGGAAGGCUGUUUGAAGCAAGAGGCCGAGGUGCAUGAGGAGGCCCAGGCCGGGGACAGCAUCCAGGAGCGUGAUGAGCUGGGUGGAAUCCCAGGAACCAGAUCCAGUCCCCCCAUCACCCAGGUGGGCAGCAGGCCCCAGAGGCGCGGCGCGCCCAGAAAGAGCCCGAAGCCAAAGGCAGAUGCCGGCGGGGAGGAGCGCGGUGGCGGCCGCCGGAAACCGUGGAAGUGCGAGGUCUGCGGCAAGGCCUUCAGCUACUGCUCGGCGUUCACCCUGCACCAGAGGACGCACACCGGGGAGAAGCCGUUCGCCUGCGCGGACUGCGGCAAGGCCUUCAGCCAGAGCGUCCACCUGACGCUGCACCGGCGCGUGCACACGGGCGAGCGGCCCUACGCGUGCCCCGAGUGCGGCAAGGCCUUCAGCCAGGGCUCCUACCUGGCGUCGCACUGGCGCGUGCACACGGGCGAGCGGCCGCACCGCUGCGCCGACUGCGGCAAGGCCUUCGCGCGCCCCACGCACCUGGCCCAGCACCGGCGCGUGCACACGGGCGAGCGGCCCUUCGCGUGCGGCCAGUGUGUCAAGGCCUUUCGCAACCGCGCGUCGCUGCUGGAGCACCAGCGCAUCCACACGGGCGAGAAGCCGUUCGCGUGCGCACAGUGCCAGAAGGCCUUCCGCUUCUCCUCGGCGCUGCUGCGCCACCAGCGCACCCACACGGCCGAGCGGCCCUACGCGUGCGGCCAGUGCGCCAAGGCCUUCACGCAGAUCGCGCACCUCACGCAGCACCGGCGAGUGCACACGGGCGAGAAGCCCUACACGUGCCCCGAGUGCGGCGCGCCCUUCAGCCAGAGCGCCUCGCUGGCCGAGCACUUGCGCAUCCACACCGGCGAGAAGCCGUACGCGUGCGGGCAGUGCGGAAAGGCCUUCACGCAGGUCUCGCACCUGAGCCAGCACCAGCGCGUGCACACGGGCGAGCGGCCCUACACGUGCCAGGACUGCGGCCGCGCCUUCAGCAACCGCUCGCACCUCGCGCAGCACCACCUCGCGCACACGGGCGCCAAGCCCUACAAGUGCCCGGAGUGCGGGGCCGCCUUCAGCCAUGUGUCCUCCCUCCUCGAGCACCAGAAGAUCCACACGGGCGAGAAGCCCUACCGCUGCGUGGACUGCGGCAAGGCCUUCAGCCAGGGCUCCUCGCUCACGCUGCACCGGCGCACACACACGGGCGAGCGGCCCUACGCGUGCCCCGAGUGCGGCAAGGCCUUCAGCAACCGCGCGUACCUGAUCCAGCACCACAUCGUGCACACCGGGGAGAAGCCCUACGAGUGCAGCGGCUGCGGCAAGGCCUUCAGCUUCUCCUCGGCCCUCAUCCGGCACCAGAGGACGCACGCCGACGGGGAGCCCUACGCACGCGAGCGGUGCGGGGUUGCCUUUGCCCGGCUGCCGCAGCUGACUCGACACCUGAGCCCCCACCGGGAGGAAAAGCCGGUCGGCAGCAGCGACCCUGCGGACACCGCCGUGGACCAGCAGCAGGAUAAAGGCUGACGUUUAUUGGCGCCUCCUGUAUCUGGUCACUUGACUGAGCACGUGCACACCUCAUCUCCACCCUCCCAGCACCAGAGGGAGAUACCUUAAUAUCCCCACGUCGCCCGUGAGGAAACGCAGGCUCAGAGAAGCUCGGUGACUUCCCCAAGAUCACACAGGGAGGAAGUCACAGGGCAGGGACUGGACCCCACAUCUGCCGGACUCCCUUCCACUGCAUCCCUGGUUCAGAAUUGUAAAUGUGACCCAUGACAGUAGACCGGAAGAGGAAUCAGGGGUCUCUGGCUGGCCUUUUAAUCAGUGUUAUGAUUGAGCGUGUGUUUGUUCCAUAAAUGUAACUGAAUAAAAGGUUCAGCUCCCUUGGU